Monoraphidium neglectum is the source of this 1539-nucleotide messenger RNA. Its product is annotated as histone methyltransferase. The record is from RefSeq and is a predicted model, not a curated record. The transcript has 8 exons. Bases 1 to 1539 code for a protein of 512 amino acids. Lineage: Eukaryota; Viridiplantae; Chlorophyta; Chlorophyceae; Sphaeropleales; Selenastraceae. Gene Ontology annotation, molecular function: protein binding.
AUGCAGCUGCGGCCCCGCAUCGGCCCCGCGGCACACAGCGGUCUCCCUGUGCGGCUGACGUGGCGCGCCGGGGUGCAGCCGCGGGCACGCCGUACCCUGCCGGUGGCCGCCGCGGCCGCCGCCCCCACCCAGCCAGAUGAGAAGCUUUACACUGCCAAACAGCCGCCGGCCGCGUGGCUGGGUCCUGUGCAGGCGGCGCGAUACGCCGGCCCGACCGGCCGCGGCCUCGAGGCGGCGAGGACCAUGGCAGGCGGAGAGCUGCUGCUGGUGUCUGAGCCACUAGCGCUCGUGGAGCAGGCGGGCGGCGACGACGAGGAUGAGGCAGAGAGCCGCGAUAGCGGCGGCCGCGACGGCGCUGCGGGCGCGGCGACGCGGCCGGAGGCGCGCGGCGGGGGCGAGGAGGGCGAGGAAGAGGAGGGGGCCGAGGAGGGCGGCGGCGGCGGCGGCGAGGGGGCGGCGUACGUGCCGACCGACGCGGACGUGGACGCGAUGGUGGCGCAGCUGCAGGGGCGCCGGGAUGCGCGCGCCGAGGGCUGGCUGUCAGCCCUGGAUGACGGCACGCCCGAGCGCGCCUCGCAGCUUCCAGAUUUCCGGGCCCUCGCCUCCGCCUCUUCCGACCCCCCGCCGGAAGGCGAACGGGCGGACGAGGAUCCGGAUCUCUGGGACCCGGAUCUCCUGGCGGACCUGGUGGAUCUGAAUUAUACGUGCGGGCGCGAGGACGGCGCGCUCUCCGCGCUGCGGGGCGCGCCGCAGCGCGACUUGGUGGGGCUGUGGCCGGAGGCGGCGCUGCUCAACCACAGCUGCGCCCCCAACACCGCGAGCCUGAUUCUGGAGGGCCGCCUGCUGGUGCGGGCGUCGCGGCCGGUCGGCAAGCAGGUCGAGGUCACCACCUCUUACCUGGCCGGCCCGCUGCUGCUGGCGCCGCUGCAGCAGCGGCAGGCGGCGCUGCGCGACGCGCGCGGGUUUGCUUGCAGGUGCGUGCGCUGCCGUGACGAGGCGCGCCAGGACCCCAACCUCCUGCAGCUGGUGGAUGAUGUCAUCGACGCGUGCGGGGGCUUGGAGGCUGACCUGGCGGAUGCGGUUGUGGCCGGCCGCGAGGCCGAGGUGGCCAGCAUACGCGACCAGCUGGCGGCGUUCAUUGAGGUCGUGGAUGCGGCCUUCAACAAGCUGGCGCUGCCGCAGAGGAGCCAGAUCUACAUCCAGGCCUCCCUGUUCAGGCUGUACGAGCUGGCGGCCCUCGCCACCGCGGCCGCGGGGGAGGAGCAGCCGCGCCUGCUGGAGCUGCUGGCGGCGCUGUCGGGGGAAGUGGCACCUGGAGGGGAGGAGCACGUGUACUGGGCGCGCCGCUACAGGACCAUCGUCGAGGAGACAGAGGGCGAUGACGGGCGGCUCGACGGCUCCCUGCGCCAAGCGGACCAGGCCUGCUUCGCCGCCCACGUGGCGCGGUAUGGCCAGCUGUCUCGGCCGCUGUACCGCCGGCUGAUGCAGGCUGCUGAGCUGGCGGAGGCGGGCAGCGAGGAGGAGUGGGAGGACGAGUGA